Messenger RNA from Trypanosoma theileri, 1446 nucleotides. Its product is annotated as pretranslocation protein, alpha subunit. The record is from RefSeq and is a predicted model, not a curated record. NCBI's taxonomy places the organism in Eukaryota, Euglenozoa, Kinetoplastea, Trypanosomatida, Trypanosomatidae. The transcript has a single exon. Gene Ontology annotation, molecular function: transmembrane protein transporter activity; ribosome binding; signal sequence receptor activity. Gene Ontology annotation, cellular component: Sec61 translocon complex; membrane. The coding region runs from base 1 to 1446 and encodes 481 amino acids. Gene Ontology annotation, biological process: post-translational protein targeting to membrane, translocation; SRP-dependent cotranslational protein targeting to membrane, translocation.
AUGACAAAUUAUAUUAUGAUGGCGCAGCCCAUCCUGGCGUUCUUGCCAGAGGUGGCACGCCCACGCCGUAUUCCCCCAAUCAAGGAACGUAUUAUGUGGACUGCAGUGGCACUCUUCAUAUUUCUUAUUUGCUGUCAGGUACCUGUAUAUGGUGCUCGACCAGGGCAGACAAGCGAUCCCUUUUACUGGAUGCGUGUGGUACUGGCCAGCAACAAGGGAACACUUAUGGAGCUUGGUAUUUCUCCCAUUGUCACAGCCUCACUCAUUCUGGAGUUACUCGCUGGUUUGAAAAUUAUAAGCUAUGAUGUGGACAACAAGCAAGAGCGUGCAGUGUUUGAAGGAAUACAGAAGGUUGCAGCUUUGCUUAUCACUGUUGUUGAGGCUAUAGCAUAUGUUUCCUCUGGUAUGUAUGGAGAUGUGCGGGAAAUUGGACUGUUUGUCUGCGGUCUCAUUGUUCUUCAACUUGUAACUGCCACCCUCAUUUGUAUUCUUCUUGAUGAAUUGCUGCAGAAGGGAUGGGGUCUCGGUGCGGGUACUUCACUUUUCAUAGCCACGAACAUCUGUGAUACCAUCAUUUGGAAAAGUUUUUCACCUUCAACUAUUAAUACCGGUCGCGGAGCGGAGUUUGAGGGUGCGAUCAUUGCGUUUUUCCAUUUAUUGGUUUCGCGCUCUGAUAAGGUACGGGCAUUGAAGGAAGCAUUUUAUCGCCCACAACUGCCUAACUUAACGAAUAUUUUUGCUACCCUUGUGGUGUUCGCUGUUGUGGUAUUCUUUCAGGGAUUUCGUGUACCACUCAUGACAAAGUCACGUCACGCUGGAGCAGAUCGUCAACCCUACAUGAUCAAACUCUUCUAUACCAGCAAUAUGCCAAUUAUUCUCCAGGCCAGUGUUGUUUCAAACAUCAACUUCUUUUCCCAAAUUCUCUCUCGUCGGUUUGGACAACACAACUUCUUGAUCAAUCUCCUUGGUCGUUGGGAGGAACGGGCGUACAGCCAGAGUGGACAGAUGUACCCUGUUGGGGGCCUUGCAUACUACCUCACACCCCCUGCUACCUUCUACGAGAUGUUGGGCGACCCCAUUCACGCCAUCUUCUACGUUGUGUUUAUUCUCUUUUCAUGUGCGAUCUUCUCUAAGCUGUGGGUGGCGAUCAGCCACACCGGACCGCGUGAUGUGGCGAAGCGGCUGGUGGCGGAGGGCCGAUGGUUGGCGCAGGCACGCGAGAGCGAGGAGGACAUGGCGCGGCUGCUGGAGAAGUACAUCCCUGUCGCUGCGAGUUUCGGUGGACUCUGUGUGGGUGCUCUCACGAUCUUUGCAGACUUCCUUGGCGCCAUUGGCAGCGGCACAGGUAUUCUUCUCGCGGUGACAAUGAUUAAUCAGUACUUUGAGAUUCUGCAGCAGGAGGGACAGGAACUCGGUUACGGUUUUCUCAAGCAGAAGCUCGCGUAG